UACCAACUCGCUUCCCACACUUGCCGCCAUCACCGGGAAAUUAAUCAAACCAACUGAUCAAAUCGCAAAUGGACAGCGACUCGCUCGACUCGCCGACGCUUCCCCGCCGAUCGGCGUCCGACGAAGAAGUCUGCUACGCCACGGUCUCGUCUGCGCCGCCGAAGCGCCGGGCCGGCCGCACCAAGUUCCGGGAGACGCGCCACCCGGUGUUCAAAGGCGUCCGGCGCCGGAACGGCGACAAGUGGGUGUGCGAGGUCCGGGAGCCCAACAAGAAGUCCCGAAUUUGGCUCGGCACCUUCCCCACCGCCGAGAUGGCUGCCCGCGCGCACGACGUCGCCGCCAUCGCCCUCCGCGGCCGCGCCGCCUGCCUCAACUUCGCCGACUCCGCCUGGCUCCUCCCCUCCCCGGACUCCUCCAGUCCCAUCGACAUCCGCAAGGCCGCCGCGCUCGCCGCCGAGGCCUUUCGUCCCAACUCCACUCCCUCCACCGCCCUCGCCCCAGCCGCCGCCUCCGCCGCCGCCGCCGAUCCCUCAACCUCAUGGGCCCAUGCCGGGCCGUCCUCGACGCCCGCCAGCGACCCGCUCUUCGACGACGGCGACUUCAAUUUCGGGAUGCAGGAGUACCUGGACAUGGCGGAAGGCUUAUUAAUCGGACCUCCGCCGCCGCCGCCGGCACCGGCCAAUGAUGAGGACUACGACGACGUGUCCCUGUGGAGCUACUCCAUCUGAAAAGUACUACUUGGAUCCUUUACUGCUACCACUACACACACGCACUGUAGCAUAAAUAAAAACAGAGUGUCUUCAGUGACAGAGUUCAGUUUGGAUUGUUAUAAUUUGGAAAUCCAAACAUUGUAAUGCUUGUAAUCACCCGGGCCGAUAACGGUUCGGUCAAUAGUUUCGAUAAAAUGAAACUCCUGGUAAAUUUUAAAGUUUAUAAAUAAACCGAAUCGAAUCGGAUUGAAUCAUA
Messenger RNA from Zingiber officinale, 966 nucleotides. Its product is annotated as dehydration-responsive element-binding protein 1G-like. The coding region runs from base 69 to 728 and encodes 219 amino acids. The record is from RefSeq and is a predicted model, not a curated record. Gene Ontology annotation, molecular function: DNA binding; DNA-binding transcription factor activity. Lineage: Eukaryota; Viridiplantae; Streptophyta; Magnoliopsida; Zingiberales; Zingiberaceae. Gene Ontology annotation, biological process: regulation of DNA-templated transcription. The transcript has a single exon.